GAGAGAGAGAGAAAGAGCGAGAGAGCCAGGCGCAGAGAAGAAGAAGAAGUGGUCACUGAUGUGAUUGAAGGACGGAACCUGGGAUACGGACAACAUAAGGUGACUCGAGCCACUUACGCGCCAGAAAGUGAGAAAGUGAGGGGAGAGAAGGGAGAGGAGACAGAGGAGGAGAGAGAGUGACAGUCAGAGUGAGAGGGAGGAAGCCAGGAAGCGACCUCCUACCCAACAACCUUGGAAGAGAACCCAUAAAAUGAAUUCAGACUCCAGCCCGAGCAGCAGAGCCUCUUCCCCGGGCAUGGACGGCAUGUUUCUCCGAGACCACCUCCCACAUCAUCACCAUCACCUCCACCACCUCCACGUAGGCUCCUCCGUGUCCUCCUCCACGCAGAGCGAGCAACUGCGCCAGAAGAUGAGCAGUGACCUGCUCGCCGGAGACCCCAAGUCAGUGGGAAGCAGCAGCAGCAGCAGCAGUAGCAGCAGCAGCAACAAGUACAAACUGAAGAAACAAGUCACCGAGGAGGAAAUGUACCAGCUCCGUCUCAAGAUCAACGGCCGGGAACGGAAGCGCAUGCAUGACCUCAACCUGGCAAUGGACGGCCUGCGCGAGGUGAUGCCCUACGCGCACGGGCCCUCGGUGCGGAAGUUGUCCAAGAUCGCCACGCUGCUUCUCGCCAGGAACUACAUACUGAUGCUUACCAGCUCCUUGGACGAGAUGAAGCGGCUGGUGGGGGAGAUUUACGGCGGCCAACACUCGGCCUUCCACUGCGGCACCGUGGCGCACCCCGCCAGCGCCGGUGGACACUCCGGGGGCCCUGCCGCUGCAGCCGCCGCCGCCGCUGCCGCAGCAGCAGCAGCGCACCAGGUGCAUCCUCUCCUCGGGAGCGCGCUGUCCACCUCCACAUCCUCCACUCUGUCGAGCGCGCUCCCGGGGCUCACUUCUAUCCGGGCACCACACUCCCUGAUGAAAGGUUCCCCGGCUGCGCCCCCGGCCUUACAGCUGGGUUCCGGCUUCCAGCACUGGGCCGGACUGCCGUGUCCUUGCACCAUCUGUCAGGUUCCCCCUCCCACGCACAUCCCCAUCACCUCCACCGGCCUCACGAGACUCACGGGGGAGGGCAAGGACGGGAUGAAAUGAUGCCCGGACUGUCUGCUGUGACAGACGCGCAUGGACUGACAUGUUUGUAAAUAGACACCUGACUGAGGGCAUGAUGAUGGGGAUUCAGCCUCACUGCUGCAUGCUGUAAUAGUCUGUUUUCUUGUGUGGUGUAAAUGAGAAAUAGACAAUGUUAUUUUCUACCUUGUAACAAGGACUUCUAUGACGACUGAUGACUUUGUUUCACCAGUUUAUGGUGAAACAAAGUUCUGUGUUUAAUGCAACAAGGUUCCACGAGCCUCCUGUGUGUGUGUGUGUGUCACGCGCCACAGUGUGACAGAUGACGGAGGCUGUUGCAUGAACAUUUUCAUUUCAUUUGACUCUUUCUUUGUAUCGUCAUUUUGUGAAAACGAAGAAUGCUCACUGUGCCUUGUACCAAGGAUUUUUUGUUUGUUUUUAAACUUGAGUUCUCUGUAUGAAAAUAAAUGUGUGGGCUAAAAGUUUCUGCCACGGCAAGACAUUUGUAUUGAAAUCUAAGUUUUAGAUGUAUUUCUUUUAUGAUUGUUUUAUUUUGUAAGUCAUUAUUUGUUCACUCGUGCUCUUCUUUUCAGGUUUUAAUUCUGUAUUUUAUUUGUGCAUGGUUGUCACAGCAUGGUUGUUUUUUGCUGAAUUGAAUUUGUUAUGCUCAGAGACCCCGUGUCUUUAUUUUUGUACAUUGUUGAUGACUAAUGAAAUAUUUAUUAUCGCCCAGCGUCCCUGGAUGGAGUUUCAAUAAAACUGAAAUUAUCGAUCA
Molecule: messenger RNA, 1886 nt
Organism: Solea senegalensis (Senegalese sole)
Lineage: Eukaryota; Metazoa; Chordata; Actinopteri; Pleuronectiformes; Soleidae
Gene: olig3
Product: oligodendrocyte transcription factor 3
Exons: 1
Coding region: 251-1135 (294 amino acids)
Molecular function (GO): protein dimerization activity
Source: RefSeq, a predicted model, not a curated record